Messenger RNA from Arabidopsis thaliana (thale cress), 1926 nucleotides. RefSeq names its product TRAUCO (gene TRO). Bases 72 to 1601 code for a protein of 509 amino acids. Lineage: Eukaryota; Viridiplantae; Streptophyta; Magnoliopsida; Brassicales; Brassicaceae. The transcript is spliced from 2 exons. Gene Ontology annotation, cellular component: nucleus; Set1C/COMPASS complex. The record is from RefSeq and is marked reviewed.
GCCAGUCUCUCAAAAAUUUGCAAGUCGGCGAGUGCCACAAACUGGCUGCAUCAAAAAAAACUUCUGUUUCAAUGGAGUCUCUUCAAUCAAAUUCCAAAAUUGAAGAAGCUGAACAAAAUCCCAAAAUUGAAGAAGCACAAGUCUCAGUAUCGCUUCCCGAAGAACCUACCGGAGUUCUUCUUCCCUCCGAACUGGUGGACGAUUCAGCGCCGCCGGAAUCAUCCGAUGCUGUCGAAGAAUCAAUCGAAACUGCUUCAGAAGCAGAAGUAUCAAUUUCUCUUCUCGAAGGAACUACCACCGGAACCGCUCUUCUUCCUUCUGAAGAGAAUGAUUUAGCGCCAUUGGAAUCGUCCGGUAUAAUUGAAGAACCAAUCGAUACUGAUUUAGAGAAAUUAGAUGUAGUAGCUAUGGAUGUUGAUCAACCCGGAUCCGAUUUGAAAAUUGAAUCCGAUUCAUUCUCUGAAGAAGCUCCGACUACUUCUUCCUCCGAUAACCCUAAAUCUCCGAAACUGGAUUCUGUGGCUAAUCAGAACGGUAGCGCAAUGGAAGAAGACGAAGGAGAUGAAGAGCAAGAUGAUCCACCGCAUAAGAAGCUUAAGCAGCUAGAUUGUCUUACUUCAGUCGCUGUUAAGGAAGAGGAGGAGCCAGAGCAAGUGCUUCCAUCGGAAGCUAUGGUUGUGGAGGAAGCGGCGACUCUGGUUGCGAGUGCGGCUAAGAAAUCUAAAUCGAAGAAGAAGAACAAUAAUGUAUGGGUGACUAAGAGCACACGUAAGGGAAAGAAGAAGAGUAAAGCCAACACGCCGAAUCCAGCAGCUGUAGAAGAUAAGGUAUUGAUAACUCCGGUGCCUAGAUUUCCCGAUAAGGGAGACGAUACACCUGACUUGGAAAUUUGCCUUUCUAAAGUAUACAAAGCUGAGAAAGUUGAGAUAAGUGAAGAUAGACUUACUGCAGGAAGUAGUAAAGGGUAUAGGAUGGUGAGAGCUACAAGAGGAGUUGUUGAAGGAGCUUGGUACUUUGAGAUUAAAGUUUUGAGUUUAGGUGAGACUGGUCAUACACGACUCGGGUGGUCGACUGAUAAAGGGGAUUUGCAGGCUCCAGUUGGGUAUGAUGGGAAUAGUUUUGGGUUUAGGGAUAUUGAUGGGUGUAAGAUACAUAAGGCUUUAAGGGAGACAUAUGCUGAGGAAGGGUACAAGGAAGGUGAUGUUAUUGGAUUCUACAUAAAUCUUCCUGAUGGUGAAUCUUUUGCUCCAAAGCCUCCUCAUUAUGUGUUUUAUAAAGGGCAGAGAUAUAUUUGUGCACCUGAUGCUAAAGAGGAGCCUCCUAAAGUUGUACCAGGCAGUGAAAUAUCGUUCUUCAAAAAUGGUGUAUGUCAGGGAGCGGCCUUCACAGAUAUUGUUGGCGGUCGUUACUACCCUGCUGCUUCGAUGUACACUCUUCCCGACCAGUCAAAUUGUCUUGUGAAGUUCAAUUUUGGCCCCAGUUUUGAGUUUUUCCCUGAGGAUUUUGGUGGGCGUGCUACCCCGAGGCCGAUGUGGGAGGUUCCAUAUCAUGGAUUUAAUGGUAGACUUGAAACUAAUGGUUCUGAGGAUAUGAAGAGUUAGGCAGAACCAGCAGGCGUAUUCUUGACAUUUUAACACAGUUUUCCCAAACUAGUUCUUGGUUCAGAUUUGGAUGAGUUUAGUUGUAACAGUCAUAGGGUAGCAAAUGAACAACAAAUGAGUUCUGUACAUGUCUACUCUAAAAUAAUCAGACUGGUUUUUUCUGAUUUUACAACUGGAUUAGCCAUAUUUGUUUAAAGUUAUUGAUUGUUUGUGUAUUUUUUUUCCUUACUAUGUAAUAUUUCUGGGAGCUUAUAUUUGGGUUCCCAAAGUUGAAAAUUUACCAUUUUUGCUUGGUUUUACACUUUUAAGGUUUUAAGUAUCUCGU